GCCCCUGCCGGCGACCUGCGGGGGACCGGGCUGUGUCCGCAGUCUACACCCCCUCCUCACACGCAUUUCACCUGGGUCGGGAUUCUCAGGUCAUGAACGGUCCCAGCCACCUCCGGGCAGGGCGGGUGAGGACGGGGACGGGGCGUGUCCAACUGGCUGUGGGCUCUUGAAACCCGAGCAUGGCACGGCACGGGGCGAUGGGCGCGUUUGGGGCCCUGUGCGGCCUGGCGCUGCUGUGCGCGCUCGGCCUGGGUCAGCGCCCCACCGGGGGUCCCGGGUGCGGCCCUGGGCGCCUCCUGCUUGGGACGGGAACGGACGCGCGCUGCUGCCGGGUUCACACGACGCGCUGCUGCCGCGAUUACCCGGGCGAGGAGUGCUGUUCCGAGUGGGACUGCAUGUGUGUCCAGCCUGAAUUCCACUGCGGAGACCCUUGCUGCACGACCUGCCGGCACCACCCUUGUCCCCCAGGCCAGGGGGUACAGUCCCAGGCACCCAGACCCCAGAUGGACCCCUGCACUGGCCUGACGCCCUCCUCAUCCAUCCCAGCAACUCCACCAGCCUCCCUCCCUCCCCCCACACCCCACACCAGGGAAAUUCAGUUUUGGCUUCCGGUGUAUCGACUGUGCCUUGGGGACCUUCUCCGGGGGCCACGAAGGCCACUGCAAACCUUGGACAGACUGCGCCCAGUUCGGGUUUCUCACUGUGUUCCCUGGGAACAAGACCCACAAUGCUGUGUGCGUCCCAGGGUCCCCGCCGGCAGAGCCGCUUGGGUGGCUGACCGUAGUCCUCCUGGCCGUGGCCGCCUGCGUCCUCCUCCUGACCUCGGCCCAGCUUGGACUGCACAUCUGGCAGCUGAGGAGUCAGUGCAUGUGGCCCCGAGAGACCCAGCUGCUGCUGGAGGUGCCGCCGUCGACCGAAGACGCCAGCAGCUGCCAGUUCCCCGAGGAAGAGCGGGGCGAGCGAUCGGCAGAGGAGAAGGGGCGGCUGGGAGACCUGUGGGUGUGAGCCUGGCCGUCCUCCGGGGCGCCGACCGCAGCCAGCCCCUCCCCAGGAGCUCCCCAGGCCGCAGGGGCUCUGCAUUCUGCUCUGGGCCGGGCCCUGCUCCCCUGGCAGCAGAAGUGGGUGCAGGAAGGUGGCAGUGACCAGCGCCCUGGACCAUGCAGUUCGGCGGCCGUGGCAGGGCCCUGCAGGAGGGAGAGAGAGACACAGUCAUGGCCCCCUUCCUCCCUUGCUGGCCCUGAUGGGGUGGGGUCUUAGGACGGGAGGCUGUGUCCGUGGGUGUGCAGUGCCCAGCACGGGACCUGGCUGCAAGGGACCUUCAAUAAACACUUGUCCAGUGA
Molecule: messenger RNA, 1340 nt
Organism: Pan troglodytes (chimpanzee)
Lineage: Eukaryota; Metazoa; Chordata; Mammalia; Primates; Hominidae
Gene: TNFRSF18
Product: TNF receptor superfamily member 18
Exons: 5
Coding region: 180-1142 (320 amino acids)
Biological process (GO): positive regulation of cell adhesion; negative regulation of apoptotic process
Cellular component (GO): plasma membrane; external side of plasma membrane
Molecular function (GO): tumor necrosis factor receptor activity
Source: RefSeq, a predicted model, not a curated record